CAUAGUUCCACGACAACAGAACUCGAGACAUGUCAUCCCCUCAAAGACUUUCGCAGCUGCCUGUCCAGUCCCGGAAGCGAAAGCACUGCGAGAUCAGCACGCUGAAGAACGACAGGCCCACCAAGAGGAGGCGCUGUGUCCCCGGGGAGGAGACGAACCUCUGGACGACAGUGAAGCGUUAUUUGCGAGACCCGGCGGGUCGCCCGGCGCCUUCAGUCUCGUGUCCCAUCUGCGCGUACCCCAUCGCGAUUCGUGGUAUCCCCACCCAAGAGCCCGAUCCUUGGGAACUUGCUGACGGCUCUCAGAAGGUUGGCGUGGUGCUGCCCUGUGCCCACUGCCUCUGCCAGGAGUGCUUCAAUGGGCACAGUGCCGCUCAAGACGAGCUGAAUCGGGAUAAAGACAAGACCUGUCCAAUCUGCCGCGCCAGCCUUCUCUUCAUCGGGUGUCUGCACCCCAUCCCUCCGCAGAGGCUGCCAGUUACCACCGGUGAGGACUACUCCAUGGUGCCACUGACCAUCCCCGAGCUGCAUCCGCACGAACACCGCUUUGCGGAGGACUGCUGGGACUGUACGACAGACUCGUGUGAGGAGUACAUCGACAUCAGCAUGCGCUUCACCGCGGGGAACCUCUACGGGGUCGAGUACCCCGUGGGCGAGGGACCGCUCCAGUGGCAGGAACAUGUCGAACGCCACCAGGUGUUGAUGUGGGACUACCUGAGCAGCCUGCGAUCCAUGCCCAACUGGCGGAACGGCAGCGUGCCUACCGGUCUGCUCGGGGUGACCUUUGCCGAGGAUUCAGAUGUCCCCGUCCAUAUACUAGACGGGUUUGUGAGUUUUGACGACGACGCCAUCGUCCACAGCCCCACAGGCCGGGAGUUCUGGUGGAUCCCUGUCCAUCGGUCCCAGCGCCCUCAUUGA
Diaporthe batatas is the source of this 917-nucleotide messenger RNA. RefSeq lists its product as uncharacterized. Bases 30 to 917 code for a protein of 295 amino acids. The transcript has a single exon. Lineage: Eukaryota; Fungi; Ascomycota; Sordariomycetes; Diaporthales; Diaporthaceae. The record is from RefSeq and is a predicted model, not a curated record.